Molecule: messenger RNA, 6406 nt
Organism: Myripristis murdjan (pinecone soldierfish)
Lineage: Eukaryota; Metazoa; Chordata; Actinopteri; Holocentriformes; Holocentridae
Exons: 11
Coding region: 225-2135 (636 amino acids)
Source: RefSeq, a predicted model, not a curated record
UCUCCGAGAGUGAGCAGAGCCCGACAUAUUCUGAACAUCUUCCAAAUGUUUAGCCCUAGUCGUCAAGUGCUGCUCUUGGGGGGGCGAGGUUGAAAGAGAGGAAGACGACGAGAGAGAGACGGGCAGCGUUCACGCAGAUUUUCACCUCUGCGUUCAUCCCCGCAUCUCCACUGAAUGAAUGCACAAGUCAAACUGGAUAAUAAGACGCAAGAUAAUCAGUCAAGAUGAUUACAGUCAGUGUGAUCACGUUCACCUUUCUGCUCAGCACAGCUCUUUCUGCUCCUGUGAACGAGACGGUCGUUAAGUUCCAUGGGGAGGAUUUCCACCUUUUACUGCCCUCUCUGGGGGUGGAGGUCACCUUCCAUCCCAGGUAUAAUCCUGAUAAAAGACCUGAUGUGGUCCUUAUGCGGGGGGGCAAAGUGAUCGGCUCCAGGGCCAAGCUCAACCACCUCAGCCACCUCAUCUUGGAAUCUGUGAAGGAGAAGGACGAGGGCACGUACACGGUGACAAACCCUGAGAAGCCAGACGACAUCCGGAUCACUACUCUCAUCGUCCGAGAUUGCACCAACGAGCAGAACAUUAAGUAUGGCGACAAUUUCCACAUCCAGCUGUUUGGGGUAAUCACUCCCAUCACCCUGGAGUUCAGAACCAGUGCUGCGGAGGCCAACGAGACGCAUAGGCCUGGUUUGGUGCUGCUAACCAGUGCAGGAGUGCCCACCGGUGGCUACGAGGGCCGGAUCAGCAUCACAGAGCGCCACGUCACGCUGAGCGCCGUCACCGGUGCUGAUGAGGGAAGCUACACUGUCAGUGAUACUAAAGGCAAGAUCGAAAGAAAAGUGUGUCUCAAUGUCAAAGGGCACCAGAACUUUGUGCAGGUGCCUUAUGGUGGGAGACUGAAGGUCAACCUGAUCCUCAACAGCUCCUUGGUGCAGCUCUACUACUCCCGCAACAAUGACAACAUACAGCGCCUGCUGAUGGAUAAAGGAGAACUCAUCAGUGCCCAAAUUGCUGAGCUUGGAUUUGAGGAGCGUCUCUCUGUUGAAGGAUCUGUGGUUAUUCUGGACCAGGUCAAGAGCGCAGAUGCAGGACAGUUCAAAAUUACUGACAUGCAGGGCUUCACUGUGUCAAAUGUCUACCUGGAAGUGCAGCCCUACAGACUUCCGCCAGUAUAUGUGGCGGUCAUUGCUCUGUUGGGCCUUCUGGUGUUUCUACUGCUGGUGUGCCUCCUGUCCUGCCUGAUCAAGGUAAAGAAGAGGGCCAAGAGGGCGGCUGCGUUGGAGAAGCUUGCCCAGAAUGCUGGCAAGGAGGAUGAGGGAGAUGCAUUCAGACAGGUGGUCAAGAACAUCACCAAACUUAAUGAGGAGUCAAAGCAUUCCCAGGCUGACACUACAGAGAAAUCUCAAAGCACUGAGGUGGACAUUAAAGGUCUAGAGGUUUCCUCCAAGGAAGUUGGAGUGGGUAACCUUGAGACCAGUGAUUCAGGGGUGGGAUUUAACACCACUGCCCUCCCACUUGACACUGACACUGAUGCCCCUGAUCACAUCCCAGACUCUGAGGCUGUCAGCAUCUCAAUUGCCCCUGAAACCCAGCCAAGCCAGCCCGCUGCUGCUGAGGUCAAGCCAAGUGCUCCACCAGCAAUAGAGAUUAAGCCUAGUCCAGUAACACCUGAGACCAAGAAAACCCCUGAUCAGCCCGCUGAAGUAAAGCUGGAUGUGCUCAUGCCUGCAGAAGAUAAACUAAGCCCAGCCCAGAGCCCUGAAUCCAAGCUUGUGUCUAAGCCGAGCCCCAGUGAUGGUCUAGAUACCAAAACGUCUGAACCAAAGCCUGCCCCCAGCCCAAGCCCAGAGCCGAAGACAUCCUCUCCUAAAGCCCCAACUCCGCCAGCUGAAAGCAAGAGCGCCCUGACUCCCACACCGGAGCCCCCAAAGCCGACCACACCAGAACCCAUCACCAAUGGUACACCUGAGCCAGCCCCAGAGUCCAAUCUGAGCCCAGACCCCGCUGAUCUGAUCGGAGGAUCUGCUCCGAAAGUAGCUCCCACUAAAACCCCCGAGGUGGAGCUGAACUCUAGUAGUCCGAUACUAGAGGCCAGCAAAGAUGGCGCCAUGGCUGAGGACUCCACCACCACCACCUGAGAACAGCCCCUGCACAAACCCAAGGGAAGCCCCGCAGAUAUUCUCCAUCUACAACCACUGUAGACAAUCGAACACCCCCUACCAAAUAAUGAAGAAAACCACAGUCAUUGGGGCGGGGACUUAGAUUUAACACUUUUAAUGCCUGAACAUAAUAGUACCUAGAUUAUGAUAUCUCAUUUGUCUGUAACUAACACUUAACCAUCAAGACUUUUUGACCUACAGAAACAGUUCACAUUACUAAAUAAUAGAAGCAGCUCCUUGAUUGUGAAAUGUUUCCGUUGUUGACCCCUUUCAACUUAAAUUUUAGGCUGUACACUCAAUUUAGCAUUUGGUAACUUCACAUAACUGCCAGGCUGCAAAUUAAAUCCUUUGCAGAGUUUACAGAUGAAUUGUUAACUCCACAUAAGGUCUUUUCUAAUGCGUUAAGGCGGACAGAAAGGUUUACAACACUUCAUUUAAUUCAGUAAUGGACUGACAAGUGAACAUGGCACCAUCUACAGAAUCACUGUUACUAAAAUUCCUCGUUUGAACUAAAAUAACCAUCAUCAGCCAUCUAGAUGCUUGCUCUUCUUUCAGCAUGUGGAUAAAACACAUAAAAAGCAUGACGUUUUUCAACCCAUCUCACAGUCGUACACAGUGAAACUACUGGCUUCUUAAAAUUUCUAAUGCAUGUGAUGACACAUCAUCAAACAGGGAUGGAAAGCCCUUUUUAAGCCUUUUUUUUCUUGCCUUUUUUCUUCUAUUGUAGCUCCAAGUAAGGAACAGAAGGCAUUUUUUCAUAUAGCAUGAAGGUGAAAUGUGGACAUGUGCACCAGUGCUAAUCCUCUGGUCCCAUACAGAUCGACACCAUUCAGUCACAUACAAAAAAUUGACCAUAACAAAAAUAUUCUUACCAUACUAAAACCACCAUUUAUGGCCUCUGAGGUUGAGAUUUUGACUCCCAGUGGAUAUCCUCCAUGAUUAAAAUAUGUUUCACAGACUAAUCCCUCAAGUCCGGAUCAACCACUUACUGUCUUGGAUCUGGAUUUCCCUGUGGCUCUAUGAAAUCCCAUUAUACUUAUAAUUCAAUAGGAAAGUCAUCGGAGCCCGUAGAAACUCCAGGCACUGGGACCAGCAUGUGACCCGGUGUGCUGUUUGCUCUGCUGGGCUUUAUAUUGCUGAAAGAUUGAAUGAAAGGGUGUGGUGAGUUCAAACGCUCAGAAUGUCUUUCUUUCUGUCUUUUUCUUUUUCUUUCUUUCUUUCUUUCUUUCUUUCUUUCUUUCUUUCUUUCUUUCUUUCUUUCACGCUUCCUUCCUACCUUGUGCCUUCACUUCCUCUUUUCUUCUAGCUUUUCCUAUAUCAAACAUUCUUUCUUUCUUUCUUUCUUUCUUUCUUUCUUUCUUUCCAACGUUUGUGGUAACCGUGGGCAUUAUUUCGAACCUAAUGCAGUUGUACAUGACUAAUGACAGACCUUAGUUCUUAUAUCGAAUCAUUCUCUUACGUUUAUUUUAAAUAUAUAUUUACUCUAAUCUAUUAAGCUUAAUUUACUUUUAAAGUAACUAGUUCCUGUAUCAUUACUUUCUGUGGCCCUGUAAGUUUAAAAAGCUCAAAUGUUGAUGCUUGAUAAUUAGGUCUGAGUGAUAACAACUUAAGAGCUAUUUGUAUCUUUAGCCGUUCCAAAAUACUCCUCUGAGGCCUUUAUCAAACACAUCGUCUCUGCAGAAAUGUGUUACAUUCAUUUGUAAAGUUGGAGGUAGCCUAUGUGGAAUUUAAUCCUUAUUAAAACUCCAGGGGAGGUGUGCAAAUGCAUUUUUGACAAAAGGCAUGUCUCUACCUCAUAUUUUAUCUGACCACUGAUGAAACAAUUAGCAUAACAGUUUGGUGCAUUAAAAUCAACAACAACAAAAGAAAAAAAACAUUUUGGAUUACUGAUAGAAGCACAAAAUAAUAGCCAUGAAAUGGCAAUCAAAUUUAUCAGUGAAAAUGUAAAAAAGUAAGUAGCUCCAUCUUCAACCAACUGAGUCAAUGGCCUUUCUUGCUAACUUUUGGGACUUCAAGAGUUUUCUUACAAUGAAAUAAUACAAGAUGAUGUGACAGCAUCUUCAAAAGCCAUAUGAUAACAUAGAUUUAGAUGUCAGAUUUGAUACUAUGAUCAAUUAAUAUAGUAUAGAGCAAAACCUAACAAAAACAAGUAUUAAAAAAUCAAGGUGCCUAAAUGUUUAACAGAAUUACAGUAACAGAUGGUCAUAUGUGCUGAAAAAGGGAUGAAGGCAUUUUAAUGAAUAUUGGUCUUCGACCUAACGCAAAACAUUAGACAUGCCUCACUUCUAGCCAGGCUCAAAAACUCAUUUUGGCAAUACUAAAAGCAGUGUUUACACACACACACACACACACACACACACACACACACACACACACACACAUACACAAACACACACACACACACACACACACACACACACACACACACUCACACAGAAUAAAUCCCUUGUCACCCCGCUGACUUUGUCCAGCCUUGUAAAUAUUGCAUGUCAGCCAGUUUAAAGUCUCCCCGCCAAGGUUGAAUGUUUGUAGUGUAUAGAAUGGUUGUUGUAUUAUACUGAAUAACAUAAAAAAACUAAUCUAAAUUUCUCACAAAGCUUAAAUCCAGAAUAUAGAAUAUAUACACAUACUAUAUACUAUAUACUAUAUACACUAAUAUUCACUAACUUCUUGACCUAAUUUAUGAACCAAAUAUUGAAAAAUCCAUUGAGACUAUAUUAGAUCUCGUCAGAUCACUUUAUCUUAUAUUAUUGCCAUUCCAACCAGAUGGUACUCACAGCAUAACCCUCACAAUAUUUACAUAUUGUAUUAGAAUGAUUAACCUAUGUCACUUUAAGAUGAAGCAUUGACUGCAGCAUGCCCGUGAGACGUCCUCGAAAACAGGCUUUUAUUGUUCUGUAAAAAGGUUGUGUCUGUGUGUGUGAACAGAGGAGUGAUAUUCAGUGUUGCCAUCAUCACGCGUUGAAGAAUUGUGUGUGCGUGUGUCUAAGGAAGUGAUGUACGGUUGCAUGUGUGUGUCUGUCUUCAAUCAUUUAUAGCCAUGUGCGUGUGUUUGUGUGCGUGUGUGUGCGUCGGUCCUAUGCAUAGGCAGUUUGUACAGAAUGAAACUCCCGUAUCCUACGUGUGCAUCUCCAUCUAUUGUGAGUAAGGUCUUCAUGUGCCUGCUUAUAUUGUCUUGCAAUGUGAAGAAAAAAAAAAAGUGCUGUGUUUAGUCAUGAGUGUGAAUGUGUUAAAAGCCACAAAAAAAUGGUCAAAGAUAUUGUAAUUUUGAGGUGCUUUGAGUGAUUCUCGUCUUUGUUUUAGUGCCUAAAAUAUUCAUUGGCUGGUUGGCCUGUAUUCUAUUCUUAGCCGACACUCCUAAUGACACCUUUUUCUUACACUUUAGGCAGGGUACUUACAGACUGGUCAAGUGUAGAAGGCUAGUUGAACCCUUGACUGAUUAUACUGUCGGUUUCCUGUACCACUGACUGAUCUAUUAAGAUGUAUUACCGUAAUGUGUAGAAAAUAUGUGAUAUACAGUAUUAAAAAAGAUGGGUUAGGAAGCACUUGGAAACACCUUAGCUCUACUUGAUAAUGAAAGACAAAUGUUAUGCACUUGAUACUGGAUGAGUCUGAUCGUCUUGCUUUUCAGAUGACUGACAAAAGGAAUGACACAGUGAGAGUGUUCUGUGUGUAAGUGAGGGUGAUUUCCACGUCGCUAGUCUGAGAGGCGCAGCUUGAGUAUGUGAGUUCACAAAACAGAGGGAUGGCAAAGCUUUGCGUCGGUAACCCUCGAGGGGUUAUGGAGUGUACGUUAAAAACUGCAUUUGAACGUAUGCCACCACUGUGUUGUAACCAGUGACUGUAAUACCAAGCCAUUUGGAGUGUGUGUGUGUGUGUGUGUGUGGGAGGGCAGAUGGUGUGCAGUUGGCAAAAGAGGCCUUUGGUUUGCACAUUACCAGCAUCUUGAAGAGGAAGGUCAGGCUGGAAUCAGUGUAGGGUUGCUGGUUUGAUAGCCACCUCAGAUAACCCACUAAGGAAACCUCUACUGUUAUUACCACUGGCACUCUCCUUGCACUAUGUGAGCCGUUUCUGCCCUGAUCCUCUGUGUUUACUUCAGCUGUUCUGGCCUGGGUGUGAUGUUCGACAUGUUCUCUCUGUACUCCCUUUUUGCACAACACUACACACACACAGACGUUUUGUAAAGAAAAUAGUUUCUUUCUUUAUUUCAUGUCUAAAGGGAUACUAAGAAUAAACGGAAGAUUAUGACA